GCCGCAGCUUCCGCCGCCCGCGGGAAUCCCUCGGGACUGGCGCCCGGGGAAGUCCCGGUGCGCGCGGGUACAAGAGGCAGCUCCAGGGCCCCAAGCCGGCAGUCCCCAGCGAUGUCGCGCGGCCUCCGGCUCCUGCUCCUGAGCUGCGCCUGCAGCCUGGUGCCCGCGGCGCGGGAGGUGAAGGUGGCCUGUUCGGAGGAUGUGGACUUGCCCUGCACUGCCCCCUGGGAUCCGCAGGUCCCCUACGCGGUCUUCUGGGCCAAGCUCACAAACGGCAGUGCAGAGAGGAUGGAGGUGCCCCAGGAAGACCUGCAGUACUAUCAGCAGAGGGCCUCUUCAGAGGCCCCCAGGGAAAGGCUGUAUUCCCUGAGGAUCCAGAACACUACCAGCUGCAACUCGGGGACCUACAGGUGCACUCUGGUGGAUCCAGAAGGGCAGAGAAACCUAAGUGGCACCAUGAUCUUGAAAGUGACAGGAUGCUCUAAGGGACGCAGAGAAGAGACUUUUAAGAAAUACAGAGCUGAGGUUGUCCUGCUGUUGGCUCUGGUCAUUUUCUACGUAACACUCAUCAUUUUCACUUGCAAGUUUGCACGACAGCAGAGUAUAUUUCCUGACUUUCAUAAACCUGCCAUGGAACAUGCUUUUCUCCCAGUUACCUCCCCAAAUAAGCAUUUGGAGCCAGUGACUCUUCACAAGACAGAACUGGUAUGAGCAGGAUUUCUGCAGAUUGUUUUUCUAAGGUUGAAGGCUCCGUGGUGUGCGUCCACGUCUCACUGGACAGGAGAAGCCUGAGCCCCACACUGAAGACACCAUCCUUCCUGUGAAGCCCUUCACUUGACUGAAACAUCCAAAAGUGGAUCCCACCCCACUGUUUGUGAGCAGGGCCUUGAAAAUUGUGACAUGACCACAAAGCAUGGGGCCGCCUACAGGGUACUUUCCAGUGCUGCUUCUUUAUGACCUUCUUAGCGUUUUAUUCAGCUAUCUGGUCAACCUCUUGGACAGGUUUUUUUUUUUUUUUUUUUUUUUUUUUCAGUCUUAGAAAAGCUAUGGUGAGAUGCAGUUGGAAAAGGACCUUGGGAAAUAUGAAUGCCUGGAGUUGGCCCUGUGUAGACUCUUGAGGACAGCUGUCCUCUUCCACAUCUGGAAAACAUCUCUGAAUUUGCUGUGUUUUCUUGUCUAAGCCCAGAUGUUUUAUGUCUGGGAGAAAGUGACAGGCUAAGCUGAGAGACAGAGGGAAAUAUUUAGCAAAUAGUUUCCCGGCAUGAAGGCCCUGCUAUUACCAAGGAGUACGAUGUGUACGCAGAAACAACAGGUCGAUGAACUGUCCCCAACAGGGCCUUUUUAUCUGGGAAAGGCAUCCAUAAAGAAGCAAUAGAGAAGAAUGUCACAAUUAUUUUUAUAUCUGUGUAUACUUGUCAAAGAAGGAUUUGUGCUUCUUCUCCUUUUGAAAUCUGUAUCUUCAGUUAGAUAUCGUUGUUAACUGACAAGCAACCUGCAUACGGAGGGUGAGAAGAAGUCGGAAACUGUGACAAUAGGAGAGAGAGCUAUUUAGGGACCUGAUGAAAAUGCUGGACCAAUUGUGCAAACUGGAUGCUGGCCCCAGUUGUCCCACUACUUAGCUGUCUGAUCUUGGACAAGAUCCUUAUGGUUUCUACUUUCUCAGUUGUAAACCAAAAGGUUGAUGUAUGAGUUGAUUGAAAAAAACGUAUGUGAAAAUUCUUUGAAAGAGUAUAAAGCACUAUCCAAAUUCCAAACUCCUUUGGGUCGUUAUCCUUAUUAUUGCAGUGGUGUUCUGGGCAUGAGAAAAUGCUUUUCAUUUUUUAUGUUUUCCAUCGUUCCAAACAAAGAAGGCUACAAAGGACACUUUCCCAUAGUCUUCUGUAUGAAUUCCUUUGGGGAAGUGAGGCCAGUUCAAUGGUCUGUUCUUGAAGCACCGGCCAAAAGUGCUCCAAGAUACGGACACUCAGGAGCCACCAGGCCAUGGGGAGAAGGGAGUUCUCAAAUGUUCCAUUGACGUUCUGGCAAUUGUUGCGUUUCUCUUAUCAAACUUGGCCCUUUCCCUACUUAUUUUCCGAAGAGAAUAUUGCCCAUGCUAAUAUUAGGGAGUAAAAGGGAUGCCAAGUUUAGUGUUUUUGCCUCUUUGUCAUAGCUUUC
Messenger RNA from Eubalaena glacialis (North Atlantic right whale), 2154 nucleotides. It is a transcript of the gene CD83, whose product is annotated as CD83 molecule. The record is from RefSeq and is a predicted model, not a curated record. NCBI's taxonomy places the organism in Eukaryota, Metazoa, Chordata, Mammalia, Artiodactyla, Balaenidae. Bases 112 to 711 code for a protein of 199 amino acids. The transcript has 5 exons.